Molecule: messenger RNA, 465 nt
Organism: Yamadazyma jaroonii
Lineage: Eukaryota; Fungi; Ascomycota; Pichiomycetes; Serinales; Debaryomycetaceae
Source: the annotation of a GenBank genome assembly
AUGUCAGCCGAUCAUACUAGAGAUCCAUGUCCUAUAGUUAUAUUAAAUGAUUUCGGUGGAGCCUUUUCCAUGGGUGUUAUUGGUGGAUGUGUUUGGCACGGUAUUAAAGGAUUCCGUAACUCACCAUACGGAGAAAGAGGUUAUGGAACUAUAUCGGCAAUCAAAAGUAGAGCUCCAGUUGUUGGAGGUAAUUUCGGUGUCUGGGGUGGUUUAUUCUCCACCUUCGAUUGUUCAGUCAAAGCCAUUAGAAGAAGGGAAGAUGCUUGGAAUGCUGUCAUUGCUGGUUUUUUCACCGGUGGUGCAUUAGCUAUUAGAGGUGGUUGGAGACAUACUAGAAAUUCUGCCAUCACUUGUGCUUGUUUAUUAGGUGUUUUCGAAGGGGUUGGUAUGUUAGUUCAAAGAUUUACUGCUCAAGCUCCUAUUGCUCCAGCUUACCCUGAAGAUGUUAAACCAUUAUCAGCAUAA